ACCACAACAUCCUGCCUCGCAUCAGUCUUACUCGAAUUGCGCACUCGCUCGGUCCACGCAAUGAUCACGAUCGCUGUAGUUUUAAUAGUGCUCGUCGCGCUAUACCUUUACAAUGUCAGAACAUUUGACUACUGGGAAAAACGAGGUGUCAAACACGACAAACCAGUGUUAAUUUUCGGCAAUAAUGCCGACAACUAUCUUAUGCGGAAAAGCGUUUCCGAAAAGGCUGUCGAAAUGUAUUGGAAAUAUCCUAACGAAAGAAUCGUCGGCUUUUUUAGAUCCACUAGGCCAGAGCUCGUAAUAAGGGAUCCGGAGAUUGUGAAGCAUUUGUUGGUUAGCGAUUUUUAUCACUUUUAUCCGCGCGGUCUUAUCGCUAACAGGAAAUAUAUGGAGCCAAUUAUGAAGAACUUGUUUUUUGCGGAUGGAGACCUGUGGCGGUUGUUAAGGCAGCGUAUGACGCCGGCAUUCACGAGCGGCAAGCUGAAGGCAAUGUUCCCGCUGAUCGUGGAGCGUGCAGAGAGGCUGCAGGAGCGCGCGCUCGCUGCCGCAGCUGGCUCCCGUACCAUCGACGCCCGUGACCUCAUGGCCCGCUACACUACCGACUUCAUCGGCGCCUGUGGCUUUGGCAUCGAUGCCGGCUCGCUGAACGAAGAGGAAUCAGCUUUUCGAAAAUUAGGCGCUAGCAUCUUCAAAAUUGAUAACAUGCGUUUUAUGUCUUCGAUCUUGAAACAGUUUAUGCCCAGACUGUUCUGUCAUUUAAAACCAAUGGGUCAGAUAGAGAAGGGCAUAAAAGAACUGGUAGGUGCAAUUUUAAGGGAAAGAAAAUAUCAACCGUCUAGUAGGCAUGACUUUAUUGAUCUUCUGAUAGAAAGCAAGAAUAAAGGAUUAAUGACAGGAGAAUCCAUAGAACAUAUGAAACCUGACGGAACUCCAGAGGUUGCUAGUCUAGAAAUGAACGAAGAUCUGAUGGCUGCUCAAGUGUUUAUAUUCUUCGCUGCUGGGUUUGAGACGUCGUCUUCGGCCACAAGUUUUACUUUACACCAAUUGGCUUAUAACCCUAAUGUACAGAAAAAAGUACAAGAAGAAAUUGACAGGGUUCUUGGUCAACACAAUAAUAAGCUCAGUUACGAUGCUGUGAAAGAAAUGACUUAUCUAGAUUGGACAUUUAAGGAAGGCAUGAGGAUGUUUCCAUCGCUUGGAUUCCUAAUGAGGGAGUGUUCCCGUAAAUAUACUAUCCCGGACACUGAUGUAACCAUAGACGAAGGAGUUCGAAUUGUAGUGCCUUUACAGGCUCUGCAUAUGGACCCUCAGUAUUUCGAGAAUCCUGAAGAGUUCCAGCCGGAAAGGUUUAGUCCAGAAGAGUUUAAUUUGGUGCAGAAGAGUAUCUACUUACCGUUUGGUGUUGGUCCUCGCGCAUGCAUAGGUGAGAGGCUGGGCUUGAUGCAGUCUUUGGCGGGGCUGGCAGCCGUCCUCUCAAAGUUUACUGUAUCACCGGCACCAGAAAGUGUACGGCGGCCUAAAGUGGAGCCUAAGUCCGGCGUCGUGCAAACUAUAAAAGGAGGUCUGCCUUUAAUGUUCAAGGAGAGGAAGUAAACGGAAUAGGACUUUGGGGUGUGCAAAAUUCUACCAUGUAAUGCUUUAAGAUCAAAGUUUAAGCAAUUCAGACAAUUAGCAGUCAGUGAAGACUAAGGUAAACUGGGGUUAUUUUGAAUCGCGGGGAAACAUAUAUGGUCGAUUUUUGAGAAUAAUGGAAGUUGGUUUUUGAUUGCAAGCUUAAGAAUUGUGUGUGUGGGAUUAAGAGGGAAGUAUACCACGUGAUCGUCCAUAUAAAAAGAGAAAACGUUUUUCCUCUUCUAAAUAUUUUCCAGUCUCCAUUAUUUUUUAGUAUGUUAUUGACACAAAGAAAAACUACGUUUUCCUUUUUUCAAAAUUCGCACAACAAAAAAAAAUAAGCGUUACCUAGAAUAUGCUGAAGCGAUCGACAUCAAAAUCAAAGUGAUUUGUUAAGAUUUAGUUAAUUGAAAACGUUUUUCCCGAAAUAGAAUUUCAUAUAAACAUAUCGCUAUUUCGCUAGGAUCGAAAAGCUAUUCUUUCCCCUCAAGUUAGUUCGAUUUCCAUACAAAAAACAAUCCCGGUUUGGUUAAAUCAUUACACUUACUACAUAAAUAUGUGCGCAUCUAUUUACUUUCGAAUAUUCGUCUGCGCUAAAUUGAUAGAAAAACUUUGUUGUGUUACAUUGAUAAAAAAAAUAACGUUAUUGUUAUAUAUAUUAAAUAAAUGCGCAUAUAUUUAUAUACUAACAGUGUGUAUAAAAAAUCGACGGUAAGUAUUUCCCUGCGAUUCAAUAUAACCCCAGUUUAACGGUAUUAUUACUUACACGCGUUACAACGUGACAGCCGGUAAUUCUAGCUAAUGAUAAAUAAAUAACUGUACUUAGCUUCAAUUGUAUAGAUAAAUUAUGAUAUGAUUUUAAUUAAUCAUACAUGAGUGUUUCCAUGCCAUGAUACAUCUAACUUUUUGCUGUGUUAUCUAAUGAAUAAUAAUAGCAAAAAUAACCUAGAAACUUCGCAUAGAAUAAAAAAUUAGUAAACGCUUUAACAGUUGCAGACAUUUUGGUAUCAACCAACCCUUUGUUAUUUAGCUACAUAUAUUUUAUUAGUAAAUAUAGCAACCGGAGUUCAUAAUAGUACAUUACGAUACAAGUGUGAAAAGUAAGAAAUUUGCAACGAGUGCCGAUAACUUAAAUAAAUAAAUAUUAUAGGACAUUAUUACAAAAAUUGACUAAGUCCCACAGUAAGCUCAAUAAGGCUUGUGUUGAGGGUACUUAGACAACGAUAUAUGUAAUAUAUAAAUAUUUAUAAAUACUUAAAUACAUAGAAAACACCCAUGACUCAGGAAUCUCAGGAUCCAUGCUCAUCACACGAAUAAAUGUCCUUACCAGGAUUUGAACCCGGGACCAUCGGCUUCGUAGGCAGGGUUCACUAUCCACUAGGCCAAACUGGUCGUCUAAAUUAAAACACAACCGCACGUGUAUUGUACAACGUUUUACAGUACAUAUAUGGCCCUUUAAAUUUUUGACAUUCGCACUUAUAAUGCUAGUUUCUGCACUAGGGCGGUAAAUUAGCGCCAUAUAUACUGUAUUUUUUUUUCUUGUCAUUCAUAACAAGCGGCAGUAUGAUAAAAAGAUGUGUUACGUUAAUUUAAUUACAUUGCAGAGUUUUUUUAUGGCACGAGUUUUUUUUACAUUGCAUGGUUUUAUGGCACGACCGCGACGGUAGCAAAUAAGUUUUGUAACGAGAAAGAGCACGACUAUUGUAUUAUAAUAUCGUUAUAAUACAUUACGAUACAAGUGCGAAAAGUAGAAAAUUAGCAACGAAUAGCGAUAAAUUAAAAUACGACCGAAUAGUGUUCCAAAUCGACAUGAGUUGCGAAUUACCCAUAACCAAGUGUAUCGUACACGUACAACGUUUUACAGUACAUAUAGCUCCUUAAAUUUUCGACAUAGACGCGUAAAGUGCUAAUUACCGCACUAGUGCGGUAAAGUAGUACUAUAUGUACUGUAUAAAGAUAGUUUGUGGCUUGUUUGCUGUAAAAUAAGAAUCAUUCAAUUAUACUUAAUAGUAUUUUUUAACUGUGAUAUACCUACUAAUGUUCACUAUUGUUAUUAUUAAUAAUUAAUAACUUAUUAUUGUCUCACAAGUGCAGAUGUGCAAGUUGCGGAAAGUUUGUAAAAAAAUGGAAAAGUUAUUGGAAACUGGACUAUGCGUCAAAAUGGUCCAAAAACCAAGAGAGUUGAUAAUUAGGUCAUUAGAUAGGCAUUUCUAUAACCAUCAUCACCCUUAUUACCUAGGCAAUAGAGUCCACCGGUGGGUGAGCGCGCGGAAUGGUUUGCCGCGCUCGCAGCGGUGCGCGAACAUCUACCCUGCAGCGAUUAAUUUACAUACUUAUAAGGACUCUAUUGCCUAGGUAAUAAGGGUGACGACAUUUUGACUAAAAUAAAAAUAUCUCAGUUCUGCAAUGGAAUUCCGCUUGGUGCCCAUAUAACGACAUUAAGUACAUAUAAAUGUAUCUAAUGACCUUACUCUCAUUUCUGUUCGUUUUUGGACCAGGCUCCAUACAAAGUUGCCCAAGGGUCUUUCAAGUAAAUUUCACAGUAAGCAAAGGAAACUCUCAUUUUAGAAAUUGAAAAUUUCUAAGUUUCCCAAACUUUUCCUAGUGGAAAUUUCGCAAUUUUGGUAACUUUCCGAUGGCACAUCAUAUCUUCAUCGUAUUCAUAAGAAAAUCGACAUAGUUACUUAAUCUUUCUGGUUAAACCCAUUGGUUGACUGGUAGAGAAUGCUUUAAGGCAUUAAGUCCGCCAUUUGUACCUUCGUGUAUUGUGCAGUAAAGAUUAAAUAAAUGACAUGUUUUUUUUUUUUUUUUUUUUUUUGUAAUAUUAAUUGUCAUGUUUAAAUGAGAAGACUUGUUUUGUUUAGUUUUAAGUUAAUGUUGUGUGCCCUUACAGGGUGUCAUGGUCUUACUUGUAUUUUAUGGUAUAACAUCCUGAUUUAUUAUGUACAUGACUUUACAACAAAUAAAUAAUAAUAAUAAUAAAUAAAUAAACAUUUUUUGCAAUUUGCACGUAUCGAGAUUUUAGGGGCAUGACACACUGCGUCCGAUUCGCACGAGCUCCAAAGUUUGAGCGAGACAACGCUAUGCGCGUAUUAUAGCGACAUCCCGCUCCCUCGUCGGAACGACGUGCUAAUCGGAUGCAGUGUUCAUGCCCCUUAGGUUUAAACUUUCUUUUAUUUACUCAAAACUAUUUUUAUUAUCUUCUAUUAAGAGAAUGUUAUCAUUUAAUUUCUCCUAUAAGUUAUGUUAUGUAAAUUUACGUUUUAGAGAUAGGUACGAGUAUAUCAAUAAAUAAAGAUUAACUAUAACAUUUUUUUAUGUGUUAUGAGUUAUUUAGGUAAAUUAAAUUUAUUUUAUUGUUUGGCACUGAAUGUGACUGAAUAUAAUUAGGAAGGAGUUAAAAAGAUAUUGUUUUUGACAUUGAGGUAAGGUAAGGAGAGGUAAGACUAUCACCGGGGCAAGACAAACACUUGUAUGGAAUCCUCAUACUGUUUGUCUUGCCCCGAGUAAAAUAAACUAUGUUCGUCUUACCCCACCCUUACCUUAAGCCUUUCUAAAAUAGGCCAACUCUUCCUUUUUAUCUUUGGUAGGCAAUAAAUAAAAUAUUUAUUGUGUAAAUAUUACAAUGGUAUCAAUUGCUAUUUUUUUUUCAAAUUAAGAAAACAAGUUUUGAAAACUGAAACUCCUAUUUAAUUAAUACAUAAUACCCUCCUCCUACUACUUGAAAAUUUUGUCUACGGAAUGCAAGCUAAAGCGCAUGAUACAGAUUACUCUACUAACUAGUCGGACUGCGCUAACUAGGAACUAAUUUUAAGGAGCUAGUUAGGACGACUGAAUAAAGUAUGGUGUUCAUCCUCUCCUAAUUUUAAAAUAAUUAUUUACUUUUCAAGCUAUUCAACUAUGGACAUAAGGCGCGCCCAAUUUCCUAAUUCUUUCAAGAGACAUUAAACUUCACUUUUUAUCUUA
Molecule: messenger RNA, 5577 nt
Organism: Cydia pomonella (codling moth)
Lineage: Eukaryota; Metazoa; Arthropoda; Insecta; Lepidoptera; Tortricidae
Product: cytochrome P450 6B6-like
Exons: 2
Coding region: 61-1593 (510 amino acids)
Molecular function (GO): monooxygenase activity; iron ion binding; oxidoreductase activity, acting on paired donors, with incorporation or reduction of molecular oxygen
Source: RefSeq, a predicted model, not a curated record